CUUUUGCCCUUUCGCUGGAAUCGAAGAAGGGGCUUCUGCUUCCUCUUGGCGAUCCCUUGGAGCGGAAUCGGUAAACGACAAGACGACAGAGACACCAAGUUGCCCUGUGUAAACAUGCAUUCAGGAUCCUGCUAAAAUGAUCUAGAGCAGUACAUAAACUACAUGUUUAGCCAUAACAUUGAUGCAAACAGUGGACAAUCUACUACUUACAGACUAUGUCCACCAUUGGGACAAUGGCAGUGGUGACACAAGCUUUGAAGGACUAGUGAGAAUGGCAGGCCUAAGUCGAUGUGCAAGAAGCUGCCGUCUCCGCUGGCUGAAUUAUCUGCGUCCUGAUAUUAAGAGGGGGAACAUAUCCCAUGAAGAAGAGGACCUUAUUAUCAGGCUUCAUAAUCUCUUGGGAAAUAGGUGGUCUUUGAUAGCCGGAAGACUACCUGGUCGAACAGACAAUGAAAUCAAGAACUAUUGGAACACAGUCCUAAAGAAGAAGGUACAAGGUCAGUCAGUCGACAUGCAUUCAGGCGAAGACGAGCAUAUGAAUGGCAAGAGCCAAGAAACGACCAGAUGCCCGAAAUUUGGGAAUUCAACUGGCCGCAACGACCCUCCCUCUUUUCCUCAGCAUGGGAAAAACAAGUUCGGAGAGUCGCUGGUCGAUGGAGAUUUCUUUUCAGAAACUUCUUUCUUAGCACCCGAAGAUUGUGACCUAUUUAAUCCACUGAUGGAUUCCAACCAUGAGGAGCUUUGUCCAAGACACUUUCUGGACCUGAACUUCUUCGAAAUCUUUGAGAGCAAUCUCCCAAAAGAACAUGAAACUUUGUGGUGGUGGUGAUCCUUGUGUAUCUCCGGAUAACAGUGUGUUUUGGGGGACAUUGUCAAAUUAUAUGCCGGUAUGGACAUUAAAUUAUUUGCUGUAAACUUUCCAGUCUGAGUCAUAGUAUUGGAGCCUGCUGAGUUAGAAGUGUAAGCUGCUCUCAGAAAAUGUUGUGUUAAAAUGUCGGCAUCCCUAUUGUGUACG
This is a messenger RNA of Musa acuminata subsp. malaccensis (wild Malaysian banana), 1015 nucleotides long. Its product is annotated as transcription factor MYB1. The record is from RefSeq and is a predicted model, not a curated record. NCBI's taxonomy places the organism in Eukaryota, Viridiplantae, Streptophyta, Magnoliopsida, Zingiberales, Musaceae.